Closterium sp. NIES-65 is the source of this 2358-nucleotide messenger RNA. NCBI's taxonomy places the organism in Eukaryota, Viridiplantae, Streptophyta, Zygnematophyceae, Desmidiales, Closteriaceae. The record is from the annotation of a GenBank genome assembly.
AUGAAGAAAAAGCCCUCCCCAGGAGUCUCAUCCUCGUUAACGGGCAUGGCGUUAGCAGUUAGGCAACUCGCUGCGGUGUACGAACAAGUGGAGCGCGCCAAGCUGGAGCGGCUGCUGGAAACGGAGAGAAUGCGGAUGGAGCUGAGCAAAGACAUGGAAGCGCAGAUGAUGCAGAUGCAAGUCGACAUGGCGCGAGCAAGCGGUGCUCCUAGGUACAGUUUUGAUGCUGGUGGUGGUGGUGCUGCUGCUGCUGCUGCUGCUGCUCCUGUUGGUGCUGGUGGCGCUGGCGGUGCUUGUGGUGGUCUUACGGAUGGGCUGGUGGGUAGCAUCCAUGAGGAUUGCGUUGGUGGUGGUAACCAGAAAGACAGUCUUGAUGGUGGGAAUCAAGAGCCAGUGAGCAGCAGCAGGCUAGAUGAUACUGCUGGACGUGCAGCUGGUUUUGAUGGCAAUGGUGCCAAUGGUGGUCAGGGCCUAAGUGGUUCAGGGAAAGAGGAGACAUUCAACUUCUCGACGCCUGCAGGGAACAUGUUGAAUCCGUCAACCAUUGAGAGUCUACAGACAACAGCAACGCCCAAUCCAUUGUUUAGUCUGUUCCGCACUCCUCCUCGCCUCCGCAUCGCUGAGUGCAUGAGUGCCCGCUUGGAGCUUCUCAUUGACCCUUGCCCACGCUCUCCCACGUUAACCACACAUCCCCUCGUCGCAAUUGCUAGUAGUAAACAUACUGCGCUUCAGAUCGUCAACCGCGCUCCCCUCAUCACCCUCGUUGACCCACACCGAUCCUCGCCGCCCUCACCUCCCUUGGUCACCGACAUUCCCUCUCGUCGCUCGCGCUUUCCCUCAUCACCCGUGCCGACCCUCGCCGCCCUCGCCUCCCCUCGUCGCCCGCGCGUCCCGUCGUCGGGCUUGCCUCCCAGUCACUCGCGCUUCCCCUUGUCAUCCGCGGGUGGGACAGAUGGGGAGGAACAGAUGGGGAGGAACAGAUGGGGAGAAACAGAGGUGGUCGCUUCCGCCACCACAAUCGAACAGCGUUUUGAUUCCCUCUCUGCUCCCCACCAUCCUCCCCCCAGCUCUCUCCCCGGCAUCUGCCCCCGUUCCCCCCAUCCUCUUCCCUGUUUCCCCGUAUCCCCUGCCGUGCUUCCCCCCAUCCUAUCCCCUCUUACCCCGUAUCCCAUGCCCUGCUUCCCCCCAUCCCCUUCCCUGCUUCCCCCCAUCCCCUUCCCUACUUCCCCCCAUCCCCUUCCCUGCUUCCCCUCAUCCCCUUCCCUGCUUCCCCUCGUCCCCUCCCCUGCUUUCCCCCAUCCCCUUCCCUGCUUCCCUCCAUCCCCUUCCCUGCUUUCCCCCAUCCCCUGCCCUGCUUCCCCCCAUCCCCCUCCCUGCUUCCCCCCAUCCCCUUCCCUGCUUCCCCCCAUCCCCUUCCCUGCUUCACCCCAUCCCCUUCCCUGCUUCCCCCCAUCCCCUUCCCUGCUUCCCCCCAUCCCCUUCCCUGCUUCACCCCAUCCCCUUCCCUGCUUCCCCCCAUCCUCUCCCCUGCUUCCCCCCAUUCCCUCCCCUUCUUCCCCCCACCCCCCUCCCUGUUUCCCCCCAUCCCCUUCCCUGCUUCCCCCCAUCCCCUUCCCUGCUUCCCCCCAUCCCCUUCCCUGCUUCCCCCCAUCCCCCUCCCUGCUUCCCCCCAUCCCCUUCCCUGCUUCCCCCUUUCCCUUUCCCUGCUUCACCCCAUCCCCUCCCCUGCUUCCCCCCAUCCCGUCCCGUGCUUCCCCCCAUCCCCUUCCCUGCUUCCCCCCAUCCCCUUCCCUGCUUCCCCCCAUCCCCUUCCCUGCUUCCCCCCAUCCCGUCCUGUGCUUCCCCCCAUCCCCUUCCCUGCUUCCCCCCAUCCCCUUCCCUGCUUCCCCUCAUCCCCUUCCCUGCUUCCCCUCGUCCCUUCCCCUGCUUCCCCCCAUCCCCUUCCCUGCUUCCCCCCAUCCCCUUCCCUCCUUCCCCCCCUGCUGCCUCCCAUCACUCUCAUUCUCCUUCCUCCCGCACUCACACCUCUCAGUCCUCUCGCACUCUCUCUCUCCGUCCUCUCGCACUCGCACUCUCCUCCCCACCACCCUCAGCCCUCCUUCCCCUCACACCCACCCAUGUUCCCACCUGCCCUCCCCAUCCCUGCCUUUCCCUCCCUGCCCUGCCCUUCCCUUCUCCAUCCCUUCUCAAACCUUCCCUUUCAUGUCAUGCCCUCACCUUCCCCCUCAUCUUCCGCCCUCCAUUGUUCCCUUGGCACCUCACACCACUUCCCCCAUGUUCCACACACAAUUCUUUCUGCCUACUCCACUCUCCAAAUUUUCAGUGGUGAAGCAGAGGAGCAAGCUGAGGCGCAGCUAG